UUUCUUUCUCUAUCCCUCUCAGUUGCUCGGUGGUCAGAUAAUCAGACGGUUUAUAUAGAGAAAGAAAAGAGGGGAGCGAGAAGAGAGAAGAGAGAAGAGAGCAGAGAGAGAAAGCUCAACGAUCAUUCUUUGCCUUCUUCUCUCUCUCUAACUGCGCAAAUUUCUUUUUUUUGAUUUUUAAUAUUCGAUUAUCGAGCAGAAAUUACUCGCCAUGAACGAGAAGGCUAAUGUUUCCAAAGAGCUCAAUGCCAGGCACAGGAAGAUACUGGAAGGACUUCUUAAAUUGCCGGAGAAUAGGGAGUGUGCUGACUGCAAAAGCAAGGGUCCUCGAUGGGGUAGUGUGAAUCUAGGUAUUUUUAUAUGCAUGCAAUGUUCUGGGAUCCACAGAAGUCUUGGGGUGCACAUAUCGAAGGUGAGAUCCGCUACUUUGGACACAUGGCUUCCUGAACAGGUCGCGUUUAUUCAGUCAAUGGGAAAUGAGAAGGCCAAUAGUUAUUGGGAAGCAGAACUACCCCACAAUUAUGAUAGAGUUGGGAUCGAGAAUUUCAUUCGUGCAAAGUACGAAGAGAAGAGAUGGGUGCCAAAGGAUGGAAAACCCAAGUCAACAUCUGGGGGACAAGAAGAAAAGGCUUCUGCGCAGUCGCAAAGAUCCAGUGAUCAAACCGGCCAUGGAUAUGCCAACAGUUAUGAAACUUCGUCUGAUGAAAGGAAGAACCUUCAUGCACCUAGUUCGAAGGAUAGCAUUCCUGCCACAAGAAUUAGCAUUCCUGUGCCUCCAAAAGGACCUGAACCUAUCACUCUUGCUCCAAAGCCUCAACAGGAGAUUCAGAAACCAGAGCCAGCAGUACCGGCCGAAUCCGCAAAGCAGGUUGUGGAAGCUGUCUCUCCUGUUAAAGUUAAUUAUGCUACUGAUCUUUUCAACAUGCUUUCUAUGGAUGAUCCUAGUGAAAAUGGUUCUGUGGCAGCUUCUACCGAUGACGCAUGGGCAGGUUUCCAGUCUGCUGGAGAAGCAUCAACUGCUGAGGAAACUCGUCCAACGAAAUCCAAUGAGAGUGAGACCCAGUCAAAUUCUGGAAUUGAAGAUAUGUUUAAAGAUUUACCAUCAAUUGCACCUCCUACCACAUCAGAGAAUGCUCGGAAAGAUGCUAAAAAUGAUAUAAUGAGCCUCUUUGAUAAGUCCAAUAUGGUGUCACCAUUUUCUCUUCAUCAACAGCAACUUGCUAUGCUGGCACAGCAAAACUCCCUUCUUAUGGCUGCUGCAGCUAAGUCUGCCGGUGGGGUGCCAAAUAUUCUUGGCAGUGCACAAAGGUCCAAUGGUAUGGGCUUACCUGCUCAAAAUUGGCCAAACGUUGGCCACCAGUUUCCUGGGAUGAUGAUGCCAGCAGAUGGAAAGAGUGAACUAGAGAAAUUCAUGCAGAUGGGGAACAUUGGAGCAACACAUCCAAUUGGGGACUCCACUUCUUUUCCUACAUCUAGCAUUUAUGCUAUGGGACAAAAUGCUUCUAGUAAUGGUGUGGCACCAUCUGGAGCUAGUAGACCACUAUCAGCAUCUCCAGUUUCAUCUGCAUCUCCUGUACAGCCGGGAAAAGAUUAUGAUUUCUCCUCACUAACGCAAGGUUUUUUCUCAAAACACUGAGUAGUCUUGAGGGAAGACAUGCUGGCUUAGCCAUUGUAUUCCAAAGAAGUAAUUAACAUGAAAAGUAGCCAUUCGGUGUUUUCGUCCAGAAUCAUGGGGUUGUAAACUAUUUGUAGAGUUAUAGUUUCAGUUGUUCUGUAUCUGGAUGCAGUUAGCAUAUGUAGAGCAAUAAGGUGAGUUUAGAUCGGUUGGAAUCUGAAUUCCCUUUGUGAAUCAGAAUUCUCUCCUCUCUCCCUCUCUCUAAAUGAAUUUUGACAAUAAAGAAAUUUGAAAUUUAACAUCCAGGAUGUGAUUGCGCGUCUUGUUUGCCUUCUGAUCAUGGCAAUUUGUAUUGUUUGCAGAUCAUUG
Ilex paraguariensis (yerba mate) is the source of this 1984-nucleotide messenger RNA. The record is from the annotation of a GenBank genome assembly. NCBI's taxonomy places the organism in Eukaryota, Viridiplantae, Streptophyta, Magnoliopsida, Aquifoliales, Aquifoliaceae.